AUAGCCUCGCACGGUUUACAACUCAGACCUGACCCGCGUUUUAACAUGGUUCUAAAUAAUGGAAUAUGCUGAUUUUAAAAGUUGACCAGGGCUUUCUAGUUGUGGGGUGUUUGCGAGGCAUGGCUUUCCUUUUAACUUGCUUAUUUCUGUUCUGUUACAGUGUGAGCAGUGUUUGGGGAAAUCAGCACAGUGAGACCAGCAUUUAUUUGGAUAACAUCACGCGUAUAUUGGAUAGAUUACUGGAUGGAUAUGACAACAGGCUGCGACCUGGAUUUGGAGGUCCCGUCACAGAGGUCAAAACUGACAUCUUUGUCACGAGCUUUGGACCUGUUUCAGAUGUUGAGAUGGAAUACACCAUGGAUGUGUUCUUCCGUCAGACAUGGAUUGAUGAGCGGUUAAAAUUUGAGGGUCCUAUCGAGAUCCUGCGGCUCAACAACCUGAUGGUCAGCAAGAUCUGGACGCCGGACACCUUUUUCCGGAAUGGCAAGAGGUCUAUUUCUCACAACAUGACCACCCCCAACAAGCUGUUCCGCAUCAUGCAGAACGGAACUAUCCUCUACACCAUGAGAUUAACUAUAAAUGCAGAGUGCCCCAUGCGUCUGAUGAACUUCCCGAUGGACGGCCAUGCCUGCCCGCUUAAGUUUGGGAGUUAUGCUUACCCCAUCAGUGAGAUUGUGUACACGUGGAAGAAAGGCCCUCUGUCUUCUGUCGAGGUGCCGCAGGAGUCAUCCAGUCUGCUACAGUAUGACCUGAUUGGUCAGACAGUGUCAAGUGAAAGGUUAAAAUCCAACACAGGUGAAUAUGUCAUCAUGACCGUUCACUUCCAUCUGCAAAGGAAAAUGGGUUUCUUCCUGAUCCAGACUUACAUUCCCUGUAUUAUGACUGUCAUCCUUGCCCAAGUCUCUUUUUGGAUUAAUAAGGAAUCAGUUCCGGCCCGGACUGUUUUCGGCAUCACAACUGUCCUGACCAUGACCACACUCAGCAUCAGCGCCCGCCACUCCCUUCCCAAAGUUUCCUACGCGACAGCCAUGGACUGGUUCAUCGCUGUCUGCUUUGCCUUUGUCUUCUCUGCCCUAAUCGAGUUUGCGGCCGUCAACUACUUUUCCACACUGCAGGCCAACCGGGAGCUCAGGAAAGCAGCAGCCAUGAAGGCGGCAGCACAGGAGGCGGCAGCUGCAGCGACAGCUACAGCCACAGGGAACGAUGGGGAGGUUUCCUCAGUGGAUGCCAGCAGUGUGUUGAAGAAAAGGAUGAACUCUGCCCCGCUGUUCGAUCGUCCAGCCAAAACAUUCCCCAACCCGCCAGUCAACGCUCAGGCGUUCUUACAGCAGGGAUCAGCUGUACCGGCCAACAACGUUCUGACUGGCACCAGCAUCAUAGACAAGUACUCCCGCAUUCUUUUCCCUCUUUCGUUCGGGGCCUUCAACCUGGUCUACUGGAUCGUCUAUCUCACCAAGGACACCAUGGAGAUGUCCAGGGACACCAUCUAACCCCAGAGUUUGUCUUGCUGGACACACAUACAGUACUCAUCCGCAUAAACACACACACACACACACAAACAUACACACACCCACACACACAAAAGCCAAGCCAGGGAGGACGUUCGCUGGUUGAACAGAUGACAGAUGCUUGCCAAGGACUCUUUUAUGCUGCCUCUGUGCACUGUAUUUCUUUUUUAAUUCUCUCCGGAGCGCUAGUGUUUCGAGAGCAGACGUACCAGCUUCUGUUGCCAACUUGACCUGGGAGCUCAAGUUGACUCACAGCCUGUGGGCCCCAGGCUCUGGGACCAUUUCAAACAGAACUUCGAAGCACCAGUGCAUGAUUUCAAGACUUGCACAAAAUAACCUUUAUGCAGCUCAACAUCUGUGUCAUCUAUUGGUUAACGUUUUGGGCAAAUGGAAAAGCAACGUCGAGCACCGACCCACAGGAAAGGAAAUGAAAUAUGUGGGAAACGAGAGGCUGCGGUGAGAUCAGUGCAAGAGUGUUGGGACAAUACAACUUCAAAUUCAAGCUCCUUUUAUUGCUACACAGCCAGGCCAGCCAGGCCAGUGUUUGUUUUAAUACAGCAGCGCUCUGACAUUUAUGAAAUAUAACAAACUUUGGUACACCAGUGAAUGUAAACGCCAUGGAUGGAAAGUGCCCCACAUAAAACUUACAUCAAAUUGGAAAAAAAAAACAAAAACAAAAAAAACAAUAAAGUUGGUACUUUAAUGUGCUCUCUCUCUCUCUCUCUCUCUCUCUCUCUCUCUCUCUCUCUCUCUCUCUCUCUCUCUCUCUCUCUCUCUCUCUCUCUCUCUCUCCCCCUCCCUCUCUCUCUCUGUUAAUGUGUGUCUCUUCGACUCACGCCUGUUUGUAAGGUCCUCAUGUAUCCUGGCAACAGCCCACCUCUCACUAGAUGGAUUUAGGCUUUUAUACACCAACACUGUUGUUAUCAUUUUGUUUUUAUUGUUUCUAUUUUUGUUCUUAUAAUUUGACUUGAAAGGGUUCCUAUAGUGGUUGCCAAUUACGGCUUUCAGACGACAGCUAUGGCUAACAUUUUAAUUAAAAAGCAGGGAAAAUAGAAACCUAAACCUAUCACCAUCAAUUAUAUAAAAUGCCAAAAUACAUUCAUUAAUAAUCUACUUACUUGGUGUGGAUUUGCAUAUGAUUAUGAGCUAUUUCCAAUUAAGCAGAGUGGAUAACAAAUUAAGAACACAUUGUCUAAAUAUAAGCUGAUGUGUGUUUGUAUUGCAUAGGUUCAUCAUGACUUCCAUCAUCCAUGAGCAGCCUCAUUAAAAGUGGGUUUUAUUAAUGCUAACCUGCGCACUGCACCACAAUACAUGCAUACACAAAAACACGUGUGUCUUCUCUGCUUAUUAAAGUGUUCAAGUGACAUCAGGUGACAGGAGACAACAACAACAACAACAACAACAACAAAAACUGCUGGAAAACCAUUGCAUAUAAAUGGGGGGGGGUGCGCACACACUGUCUGAAAUCUAUUAUCAAUUUCAAAAAUGUCACUGAUGCAAUCGUCUCUCUUCUUCUUUAAACCAAAGGCUUACGUUACCAGCAGUCCCUUAAGAGGCACCAUAAUUUGUUUUAAUUGUGCUAUGAAAAUUUUUGUAAGAUGUUCUGUGCUGUGUGAGACAUUUUUGUAAACUGUUUUUGGGUUAUCUCUAUCGGGAUGGAGGCUCUUAAUUUUCCCUCUGUUACACUUCCAAGUGUUUUUAUGAUCACUUCGGUUGAUUUGUGUUCAGGCCAGCAUGGUAGCACUCAACCCAGAUAAAACAUCCUGGUGCUGCAUGAUUUAAACUUUGCACAUCCACUAUUUUUAGUUUUCACAAGAAUAAAAAAAUAAGAUAACAUAAAUAUAAUAAUAUUUAAAUAAAUAAAAACAGCCUUAUUCUGUUAUUAGCAGGCAUGGAUUCAUAUGCUUUGCAUGGUUUCUUGGAAACUGCAGGUCAGGAAAGUUACUGAGCAAACAGAAUUCAGUGUAAAAUUCCAGUCCAAGAAAAAGAGAGAAAGGUCAAAAUGUAAAGUCUGUGUUGUUAACAUGACACCAGUAAUAUAAUCUUAUGUCAAAAAAUACAUACAGGAACAUCCUCAGUGGUUUUGUGCUGAUAUCUGGUGAUAUAUUUUUCUGUGUGUCUUUUUCCUGGCAGAAGAGAUAAAGUGGCAGGUCUGAAUGAACAAAAAUUCAAAUUGGAUCACACUGUUUUUGGAUCAAAAUCAGAUUUGUAAAGUUUGCAUGGGCUGGAUGCUGUCCCAUCACAAUGUAAAAAUGAGCCAUAUCAAAGAAAGAAAGAAAGAGGUUAAAUUAAAUUAAAUUAAAUUAUGUGGCUAUUCACAUGAAUGCAUACAAAAGCAACCAUGUGGGACUCAUAAAGAUAAUGUCAAAUAAUGUGAUUGUCAUACAAUCCUGUCUUAAAGGUGUACAAUGCAAAAUUUCAGACAACUGAUUCAGGUAAGGACCCUUUAGACUCAAUUAACAAAAAAAAAAAAAAAAAAAUACAGAAAAAGCACAUGGUUUACCAAUGAUGAGAAAAUAAUAGACUCAAUGAUCAGGCUGAGUCCUAAUCCCACCUUUUUUUUUUUUUUUUCUAAACAUCCUGACUCAAAUCAUCCCUUUCCAAUUUUACAUAGUGUAGCUUUAAUGGCCAGAUCUCAAAUGGCAUGUGUAAUUGUGAAGUGAGUUCACCAACUAUGAACCAUGCAUUUGAAUGAAACAGAUUAUUUGUCAUUUUAAGACCUUUUAUUGCAUGUUUUGCUCUCAUGGACUUAUACCACAGAAAAGAAGAGGGAGGGAGUGCAGAUCAGAGGAACUGUCUUCAGAUCGCUCCCCUUCCUUUCUACUCCCUCCUUCAUCCACCCUCCUACCCCCUCUCUUCCCUCUAUCUUUGAUGUGGAGGCUGAAGAGACAGGACAUUUCAGCCCUGAUUGCCUUGCAUGGCAGGCUCUGCUGUGGGAAGGGACUGGCUGUCAGUGAACUCAGACUGCUACAGAACUGCUGGCGAAAACCCAGCAGAGCCGCAGAACAUUGAUGAUGGGGAAUUACAUAACUACACUUGCUAACUUCCACUUCCACCGGCGACUGAGUGGAUUUCUGAGGAAUUUCUGAGAAAAAGACAUAGAAAAAGAGGCGGGGGUGAGGGAGUGUGUGUAUGUGUGUGGAUGUCAGGGUGUGUAUGUGUGUUGGCUUGUUUGUUCAUGUGUGUUCAUUUGCUUUUAUCAAUGACUACCCUCUGACCCCAGCCAAGCUACUCAGCUCCUCCUCACCUCUAGGAGACCUGCACUUGCAUGACCCCCGACCCCCCAUGUGCUUGUUAGGGUUGUGGAAUGUAGAAGGUUGUGAACUCCAUAGAAUAUAGAAAUCUAUUACUAUGGUGACUGCGGCCAUAAGCUGCCCUUGUUCUUACACAUCUCUUUUAUUCUACUGGCAUGGGCUUUUUUGAUUCCACCACUGUUCCACCCAUCUUCUCAUUUUUGUAUGUUCACUUGCCUAGAAGUCGUGAACACAAUUUAGAAGACAAUGAAUGCUCUACAUUGUUCUUUUUUUGUGUAUAUUUUGUGAAUAUUUGACUUUUUUCUGUAGGUUGCUAUUUGUAUUUUCUCCAUCUCAAGGACCCUGCUUGAUGUCUCGGAUGUACAACAUUGAUCAUUUCUACUGGUUUGAAUGACAAAACAUGGCUUUUGUAUAUAAUAUUUUAGCAUUUUCUCCACAUUUGCUCAUUGUACACAUUGCUCUCCAUUAUUGUUCUGAGGAUGGCCUGUUUUUAUUGCAAUAGAUGACAAUAUUUGGGUAUUUUGUCCCCUGUUCAUACAUGAGCUCCUAUUUACUUCCCCCAAAGGAUUGUAUAUUACCAUGUUCAAUAAAACCAAAUUAUGUA
This is a messenger RNA of Myripristis murdjan (pinecone soldierfish), 5366 nucleotides long. RefSeq names its product gamma-aminobutyric acid type A receptor subunit alpha6b (gene gabra6b). Bases 66 to 1490 code for a protein of 474 amino acids. Gene Ontology annotation, biological process: monoatomic ion transmembrane transport. Gene Ontology annotation, molecular function: extracellular ligand-gated monoatomic ion channel activity; GABA-A receptor activity. The record is from RefSeq and is a predicted model, not a curated record. The transcript is spliced from 11 exons. Gene Ontology annotation, cellular component: membrane. Lineage: Eukaryota; Metazoa; Chordata; Actinopteri; Holocentriformes; Holocentridae.